AUGGCGCCGUCACAACCCCGCGCCAAGAAGGCGCCCCGAUCGUGGGAAACCCUGGCGCCUAGCCUUGCGCCGUGGGUCCUCGAUUACCUUUCUUCCAUGGGCUUCGAGCAGCCUACGCCGGUACAAAAGUCGUGUCUCGAGAUCUUCCGAGGGAACAAGGAUGUCGUCGUAGAGGCCGUGACGGGGAGCGGAAAGACGCUUGCUUAUCUGAUCCCGGUGGUUGAGAGGCUCCUCCGAUCCGAAGAACCAGCGAAGAGACACCACGUUCAGGGCAUCAUCAUUUCACCUACACGAGAGCUCGCAUCCCAAAUUUACAAUGUGCUUGUAUCAUUCAUUCAGUUCCACGGCCCAUCUUCCGAACUCCUCUCCCACGCGAAGAGCGACGAGAAGCGACCGGCCACGACAGAGCCCGUGAUAGUCCCCCAACUCCUCGUCGGCGGCACGACGAAAGCCGCCGAAGACCUCAGCGCGUUCUUGCGCCUAUCACCCAACCUCCUUAUCGGCACCCCCGGCCGUCUUUCCGAGCUGCUGUCGAGUCCGUAUGUCAAGGCGCCGUCGUCCUCUUUCGAGGUCCUCGUCAUGGACGAGGCCGACCGCCUGCUCGACCUCGGGUUCUCCCAAGAGCUCACGCGGAUUCUGGGAUAUCUUCCAAAACAACGACGUACGGGGUUGUUCAGCGCAUCGCUAAGCGAAGCAGUAGAACGGCUGAUCACCGUGGGGCUGCUGUACCCUCACAAGAUCACCGUGCGGGUGAAGAGCUUGAAGGACGGGGGCGUGAUCCAGGAGCGCAAAACACCCAUGUCCUUACAAAUGUCCUACCUCGUAACACCAGCCAGCCAUAAAAUCCCCGCGUUAUGCCAACUCCUCGAAAAGCUCGACCCCCGCCCCUCUCGAUCCAUCGUCUUCUUCUCCACCUGCUUCGCCGUCAAGUACUUUGCACGCGUUCUCCACGGCGUCCUCCCCCAGGGCUUUAACAUCGUCUCCCUCCACGGCAAACUCGAACCCCAAGUCCGCGAAAAGAACUUCGAGCGCUUCGUCAACGCCACGUCCCCCACCGUCCUCCUCACCACCGACAUCGCCGCCCGCGGCCUCGACAUCCCCCAAGUCGACCUCGUCGUCCAACACGACCCACCCACCGACACCAAAGUCUUUAUCCAUCGCUGCGGACGCGCCGGACGCGCCGGCCGCCGCGGCCUUGCCGUCGUCCUGCUCCAACCGGGCCGCGAGGAAGGCUACGUACAGCUCCUCGACGUCCGCCAAACCCCCAUCACCCCGCUCGCCAAACCACCUGUCUCACCAACCGACGCCGAAGCCGAUCGCGCGGCGUCCCAGAUCCGCGCCCAGGCCCAAGCCGACCGCGAGAUUUACCAGCUCGCGCAGCGCGCCUUUGUCAGCUGGGCGCGCAGCUACAUCGAGCACCAGGCCACGUCCAUCUUCCGGGUAUCCGACCUCGACUGGACCGACCUCGCCAAGGGGUACGGCCUGCUCGAACUGCCCAAGAUGCCUGAAGUCCGGGGGUUAGACCGAUCUCUCGGUCUUGAGAUCGACAUAGAAGCUAUCCCGUUCCGAGACAAAGCCCGUGAGAAAAAGCGACAGGUCGAGCUGGAGCACUGGAAGAAGGAGAAGGCGGCGCGGGAGGCGUCGCGGGCGAAUGGUGGUGAUGCGGCCGCUACGGCGGAGGGACUGAAGAGGAAGAAGAAUGAGGCAUGGAGCGGGAAACAGGAGCAGGAGGAUGUGAAGCUGGCGAGAAGGGAGAAGAAGAGGCGGAAGAGGGAGGCGCAGAGGUUGGGGCAGAUGACGGAGAAGGAGAAGGCGGAGCAGAAGACUUUGGAGGAGAUGAUUGCUGAGGUGCGGAAGAGGAAUGCAGAGGCGGGAACGGGGGAUGGUUCAGGAGGAGGUGGUGGUGAUUUUGAAGGCUUUGACGACUAA
Dichotomopilus funicola is the source of this 1929-nucleotide messenger RNA. RefSeq lists its product as uncharacterized. The record is from RefSeq and is a predicted model, not a curated record. The transcript has 2 exons. Gene Ontology annotation, cellular component: nucleolus. Lineage: Eukaryota; Fungi; Ascomycota; Sordariomycetes; Sordariales; Chaetomiaceae. Gene Ontology annotation, molecular function: nucleic acid binding; ATP binding; RNA helicase activity. The coding region runs from base 1 to 1929 and encodes 642 amino acids.